GAAACGUCAUUUCAACGAUUGAUUUUCUGAAGUUUUGUUUUGUUUGCGUUUUUCCGCGAAGAUAUACACAGUUUUUCCACUAACUACGUUGCUAAAUAUGUGCAAAUUAUCUUUAGCAAAUAUUGAAUAAUGUAAAACAGCCAUGAACGUGCUUGAAAGGGCCGAAAAGGCCUUAGAAUACUUGAAAUCCGUCGAAGGCUCUACGAAGACUCAUGAGCUCCAGGCGGCAGCUGGUACGCUGGGGCGGUGUCUAGGCGCGUUAGGAAGUCGACAAAACUGCGCUAGACACUAUGGAAAUCUUCUGCACUCUGCCAUACCGACAUUAUUGGCUCUGGCAAGCAACGAUAGUGCGGAAAUUCGACUAGUGGGUGAUGAAGCCUUGAACAGAGCAGUAGUGGGGGGAUUUGCAUUCCACUCCCACAAAACUAAUAUUAUUCUGCAGAAUCAAAUUGAUCCCACCAAAAACGCCAGAUGGAUCCGAGCAGCUCUCGCAAGAAUCCUCCUCGGAGAGAGCUGGCUGCGACCCGGUGUGGGCAAGAUCAGGAUGCAGGCUCAGCUCCUGUUCCCGAAGCUCAGCCAGAUUGUAAGGACCACAAGCCAAAUACAGCUUACGCUGGAGGCUUUAGAGAGCAAUUUGGAUCGGAUACUGUCUGCGCUGGUUGUUUAUACUACGGAUGAGGAAAUUGCUGAACUAUGCUCCGCCCUGCUCACUCACGUGGAGAGCACGGAAGCGGGCGUGCGACGGCCAGCAGCCGCGUGUGUCGCACUGUUGUGCUCGCACAAGGACUCUGUGCUGGCUGAGGUGUGCUCCGCCGUGUUCAAGAAGCUGUGGCCGACGACGAGCGACAACACGGUGGUUUUGGCGUGGUUCUGCGUGAUCAAGGCGCUGUUUCAGACUAACGAUGUGUCCAAAUUCGCGGACACUGACAUGUUUACGGUGCAGGAUUAUUUGCAGCUUUACUACCUAUGUAUCCAUUACAUAGAGCGAACCUCAACCGAACAUAACAUCCAAAACGCAGUACUGGAAUGCCUCAGCACUCUCCUAUCGCAAACCAGAGGGGAAUACAGGAAAGCCUUGUUGGAGAGGCAUCCGAGGAAGGUGUCUUUGGACCACAGGGAGGAAAAAAGACAUAGGAGGAAUAUUAGUAACGCGAGUAUAUCGUCUCGGGCGACUAUGGGCCCGCUGUCGGAACGUGAUUCAGAUCUACUGUUCAAAGGAGCCCUACAUUUGACUACACCCAGCCUUAGCGUUGAGGAUCUCACCAUUCAGACGCCAGACUCUCCGGCGAGUGAAAUGGACUUAGAAGAGAACACAGAACACUUGUCUAAAGAGCUGCUAAGUUACCACAAGAACCUGACCGAGAAGCUGCAGGAAAUCGAGGAGUCGGAGACGACAGAUGAGGACCAUGUAGACCAUGCAGGCUUUGAGAGUGGAGUUAAGGUAAAUAUAGGGGCGUCGACUGACGAUGACAUCCCACUGAAGUAUCUUGCCAGGUUGCUAGCCUCAAAGUUUCUUCUCACUGCUAAUAAAGGAGGCGUAAUACCUGACAGGGUUAUUCGAGUGUCGGUAAAGUCGUCAGCACUGAGCUGCAUGUCUGAGAUCCUUCACUUGUAUCCGCAAGCCAUUACCGUCUACUUGGACAAAGACGCGGAUGCCAAGUCACACAAUAUCUCCGGUUCAUCAGAAGGAACAGAUUACAACCAAGACCACAUAAACGACUUCAUCCUAGAACGAAACGUCUGCUACCAAGACUCCCUAACAGACUCCCUAACCCAGGACCUCCUAAACCGAAGCACGGACAGCCACACACCAUCGCAACAACUAUCCAAAAAAGACAGCAAAUCACUUGAAAAAUCUAUGGACAGCGUCGAACAAAAAAGCUCGUCCAAAGACGUCCAAAGCAAUAUCUUGGACAGCAAAGUUUUUACCAAAGAAUUAAUCGCAAGCGCAAUGACCGACAGCACCAACCCUAACAUGACCAAUAGUAAUUUCACUACAAAUUCCAAUAUGUCUUGCAGUAACGACCCUACUACAGGCUACCCUAUGUCAAGCAGCGGUGACAUUUUAUCAUCGAGCAUAGAUUUAGACAUGAAAUUCGAUCAUUUCGGUGAAUCCACCACCAAUUUGGACAACCUAGACGCUUUUAAAAGGGAAGAAAAGAAACGGGCUUUUAAAAGGACUGAUGAAGUACCUAGCAAAGAUGCUCCGAUUAUGGAAAUAAGUGAAGAUGGAAAUUUCGAGUUUCAGCACAUGUCUGAUGUUUUUAUUCUUUUUGAAGGUCAUUCGGACCCACAAAUUAGGGGGUUGGUGAGAGUGUGUAUAGGAAAUUAUUUGAGUACAGCCUUGGAGCUUUCACAUGGGGAUUAUAAUAGGUGGCGGAAUGUUAGUGUUUUGCCGAAGGAAGUCAGUGAUAAUAUCAGCGCUGAGAAGCUGGUGAAGAUCAUUUUAAAGGGCCUAACUGACGAAAUACACUCAGCAGUGAACCACACGCUCUCGUCUCUAACUAAGACUGCUAUUGCGUUGAGUGACGCAUCAACGUGGCCUCUGCUGUGGGACUGUAUCAACUCUCUCAUUUUUGUGGAGAGUAACAAGUAUUGGCUAUGCAGAGUUAAUUUGUGUAAGCUGUAUGAGAAAUUACCCUAUCAGAAGUUGUUUUUAUUGUACCCUGGUUUCCACGCAAAAAGUAAAAUAAUCGUGGAUACACUAUUUCGCCUUCUGGCCGACGAAGAUCAGAGGGUGAGGCAGGCCGCCGCUCAAACUAUAACCAACAUAAUACCAAAAAUCUUCAUCUCAAAACGGCACACCCCUACCACAAUGCUCGCGCAACUAACCAAAGAGCAGAGCCAACUGUUUACCUUCAACCGUCCAGGGUUGUCACUCGACCUGGUCAAAGAUAUGUACUUCUACUUCGAUCUGCCUGAGGAACUGAGAAGUGGAGAUUUACUGAAGGGGGGAAGUUUGAGGGUCGUUGUGGGCGAUGUCAUGUGGCGGUUGGUCGCGUGCAAUAGUAAAUUCUUUUCGCAAGGGCUACUAGAAUGCUUACAAGCCAUAUGCAAGAAGUGGUUGCCAUGGAAACACAAGGAGGCAUAUUCGGACCAAGGCAUCUUGAGCUACUGCCUCGAUACUCUGGACUAUUGCAAUGGAAGUGUGCCUAGGAGGACAUUGCUUCUAGAUAUUUGUAGGCUGGUUUAUCCUGUUGAAAUCCACAACAUAAUGAACAAGAAAACAGCCACAGACAUAUUCGAACGCGACUCCCAAACUAAAGACAAAUGGCAACACCUAGACGACGAACGAGUUUCGAGUUCAGCGGAGAAGUUUCUGCAAGUGACCCUGAAGAUGCUGAAUGUGCUGGUGCAUUUGAUUGAGGAUAUUAACCCUAAUGUGCAUUUGAAUAAGAGUGGUAUUGCGUUACCCGGGAGCCCGGUUAGGAGGAAAAGUACAGAACCUCAAGCCCGUCGCGGCAGCGUCCAAGACGGCGCAGACGACAGAAACAUGCGCAAGCGUCUUCCCACACCCGCCACCAGCAUGCGACCGACUUUCGCGGGACACUUCUUUACCGAACCCUUCUACAUGAAGCUGUAUGACAAUCUGAGGGCUACAUACUCCAACCAUAAGAUAAACCUCGACCCUAAAAGCAGUAUGUUCUACGAAUUCCUAACAACUGUGCUCAAUUGCCUGGCUAUACAACUAGAACUUUCAACUGAACGCGAAUUUGGUUCAGUCACAGAAGAGUUACUGUACUAUCUUAAAGUUAUUAUGCCACUUCGUUCCGACACGACUGUGUACUGUAUAACACAGCUAUUAAAAUGCUUAUUUGGUACUAAUAUGAUAACAGAAUAUACUGAUUUCAUGAGUAUAGAAGCGGUACCGAAGACUGAAGAGAAAGUUACAUUCUACGAUGAUGUUAUGUUAAUUAAUUCCUUAAGCCCUAUUGAGAGUGAAUCUAGAAGGAACAGUGUAUGUUCUAAUUCUAGUCAGAAACUUGCAUUAGAUAGUAAAAAUCCGGUGAUGAUAGAAGAGCGAAAAAUGUUGAUAGCUAUGGAGAAUUUCUCUAAGAAUAAGAUGGAUAGGAAGUGGAGUACUAAUAAAAAGGAGUUGGAGAGAUAUAUUAGGUUGUUUGAACCGGUUGUGAUACAAGCUUUAAAGAGCUAUACAAUGCAAAACGACAUACCACUCCAAUGUCGCGUGUUAAGCCUCCUAAGCCAGCUGCUAACUCUGAGGGUCAACUACUGCAUGCUAGACAGUGAGCAGAUCUUCAUCGCGUUCCUUAUCAAGCAACUCGAGUAUGUGGAACAACAUGAGAUACCUAAUUGCUGUGAUUUAGUCCAUAGUAUACUGAUGUUCUUAGUUCAACUGUCUUCCUCGAAACACCACACGAAGCAAAUAAUAGAAAUUCCUAAGCUAAUACAACUAUGCGACGGUCUAAUGGCAUCUGGCAAUCACUUGGAGUGUAUAGCAGGGUUGGAGCCAGUUAUCGUCAAAAUUUUCAGCAGCAUGGGUGGUGGUAGUGUAUUGGGAAGGCAACAGCAGCAAGAAGCGCAGGCCACAAGAGAAGUCCUGUUUUCAAUGUUGCAAAAAACUAUGGACCGACAAAAGGUCCUAGAACUUGUAUCCUGUGUCCUAUGUCUCUCGCAAGAGCACCCAGAGAGCUACUACCUCUGGUCGGAGCUGGCCUGCAACACGCUCCUGAACCUGCUGGCGAGCGCGUCCAUAGAGCUGGACAGCCGCAAUGCCAUCGCGUCACUGGAGAGGCUCAUAGAGUCCGUGUAUAAGGACGUGCUGCUGGAACAGACCAGGGUCGAGAUGCUGCUGAAGAUACUGUUCAAGGCGCCUGAACAGACAACAUCGCCACGCAAACUGAAAAUCCGCUACCUCGCCAUAACAAUGGUCAUCCUGCGGAAAAUACUCGUCCUCAUACCAGAGAGCGAAAUACUAUUAUCAAUAAACUACCUCAAAUCCUCCCAUAUUUCCCCUCAAUCCAUAUUUUUCAACGUCAAACCCGACGUAGACCCGCUAAACGUCCAAAAUGUCAACGAGAAUUGCGCGAAUUUGUCGCCAGAUGUCAUUCUAGUCAGGUUUUUGUUUAAAACUUUAACGUUUGCGAUAACUGAGGUGGACAACUGCCAUGAUGCGAUUGAGCUUGGCGAUGAAGAGUCUCAGAAUGGCUUGCUGUAUGCGGUGUGCGUGAAUAUUAUUGUGCAAGUGAAGCAUAUGCUGCAUUUAACAAGCGGCUGCCUCUUCCCCCUAACAGCCAAAACAGCGCAAAGCAUCCUGCACAACGAACAGAGCGGCCUCAACACCGGCCUGUACAGUCCCGACGAGAAUAUACCGCUCGACCUGCUCAAUCUGAUAUGCCUGCGCGCCGCGCAUCGGACGCCGCUGCUGACUGUACAUUGGUCGCAUUUGUUGAUAAGGCUAAACUUCCUAUCCCACAAGUACUGGCAGAAAUUAAUCGGUUUCGCCCGCGACCUUCCAUUGGGAGGUGGCGAUGCUCGGCCGUCGCCAGCGAACGCAUUACAAACAGCAUGCGUUCUGGCGUACUGCGAAUACUUCGUAGAGAACGGUCUCUCGGAAGCGGUUCAUCUGACAUGGCUACUUGUGAACCGCGUGCACAUCCUGACUACACAGUACGCGGAACGCGUAGUGCAAAGCUUACUGUUGAAAGUACAGGAGAACGCGGGAGCCUCUAGCUUGCUCCUGCAAUGUGUGGCGGCGCGCUGCCAGGGGUGUCUCAAGGACGAAUUCGCUCUAAACAUAUACAAAAUGCUGUCGUUGUGUCACGAAACCCAGUCCGGGGCCCUAGUGUUCCUCAUAUGUCGUAUUAUCGGCAAGCUGGAACCCGCUGUUGCUAUUCGAUUCGCAAACCUGGCCAUAGAUAGAUGCAGACUUCUGAAAGACAUGCCCGUGGAAGACAUAAACGUGCAGUUGACUAAAGAGGACGUUCAGGUGGCCUUAGAGAUGCUACAGAGGGAAAAGGUCCAUGUUCGAUACUCUUCCCUAGUAAUGGAAUUGAACUCCUUAGCGUCAUCAGUAUUCGAUCUGUCUCCAUUGGACCUGUCCCAAGACCGAGCCAUCAACCCGCAGUACAUAGUCACCACCAUAGUUGACGACCACUGGCUCGCCAACCAGGUUAAAGCCAGAUGCUGUCAAACCAACUGCGUUUUACCGAAGAUAUCCAAGCAAAAGGAGCUCGCUUCGCUAUUACUAAAUCUCUCAAAAGACGAGCUGUCAACCGUCAUCGCUUGCCCAGAGUUUGACAGGAAACUACUUAGCACCUUCUUCAAACUUAUCUGUGAUAAUUAUCUCAAAGAGUUUUUGGACGUGGCGUCCGCUUGCGAACGCAAAGAGUUAGAGCGAGACAAUAUCAGAGAACAGAGAGAGAUGAUUAAAAUACAUGAAGAAAUGAUAUCAUCCAUGGAUAGUAACAAAUUGAAUGUAGUCAACAGCCUACAAGUUUUCAAAAAGAGUGACAAAGAAUCAAAAUCACAGUUCUUUAUACCGGUCAAUGAAAAAGAGAAAUUCGGAAAUUUAGAAUUGACCGAUGAAGACACAGAAUUGAUUCCUCCACAGAUGUCAGAAUUAUACGAAGUCGCUAUAACCUCCUUUGACAAAAGUCUAUCUGAAAUAAUAAGGCUAUUCCCUAAGCAAAAUAGGCCUUUAAGCCAAUCUGAAAACUUUAACCUAACCGUAGAACAAACUAUAGAUAAAUAUACAAGAAGAUGCCAUCAAGUGUUUCAAGACAAAUUAUUCUAUCAAGAAUUCAUUACCGUCCAAACAAUUUUAAAAGGAUUCCUAGAAUCUAUGCAAAGGACUUUGACCCUUAUCGACGAUACCGACUGCGACUUAUUAGAGAAAUCUAUAGAGAGCAUACUACCAGGAUCUUUAGCGAAGAACAUAGCCAUAUUUUCCGUCAUAUCUUUACAGUAUUUGACGUUUUUGAUAAAGAAUAAAAAACUUGUGGAGAGUCCGGUGCAUACUGAUGUGUCAUUCCGAGCUAAUGUCACCGUGACAGAUGACGUGGUAGUUGACAGUGUCAUAGUGCUGACAGUUGACAAUGUGGCGGAGGCAUUGGGCUGUAAAGAUAUAUGGAGUGGGUUGAAUUUUGACAGCAAUGUUAAUCGGACGCAGUCUGCGAUCAGCUGUUUGUAUGCGAUUGUGAAGUAUCUAGUCAAGGACACCAAACCAAUAACACUAAAUAAAUACAUAGCGACCGACGAAGACCCCAAACCGGACAUAAUCAUCAUAGGAGACAAACUAGUCACCCUCAUCGAGUAUUGGGAAUCGAACUUGUGUACCGACGGAGCGAGUGACGUACUCGGCAAGUGCUAUAGGAAACCUAUUCAGAAGUUACUUGUCAGCCUGGCGAGACUGGACAUAGUAAGCAACGUGGCGCUCAUACCGCCCAUAGCUUGGUGUUCCGUGGAAGUGGUCUCCAAGAAGGACCAGCUCCAGAAGAUCGACCUGCCGCUCCAGGCCUUCCAGGAUAUGGACGUUUUGGAAGCCUUCUUAUUCAGAGUGAACCUAAUCGGUUGGUCGUCAAAGAAGCAGUUCGAAGAAAUUUGGGUGGUUCUCCUCGGCGCGCUGCAGGGCAACGGCGGGCAUUGGGCCGUGCGGGGAAUAACACAGUUGCUGACGGGCGCUAGGUGCGCUAGACACGUGCCUAGAGACCUGGGCAGGACGAGCCGAGGAAUACAGCGACUGCGCAACAUUCUAGUCGGCACUCCCUUCUUCUCACAACUGGACAACAUCAACUUGGAGCGGAUCCCACUCCUGAACGAUGACGCCCCGAGCUACCACUGUGCCGAAUACAAUGCCGAUUACCUCAAACUGGCUGCAGAUAUAACUGACUACGCGCCGUACUUCGUAAGAAAAGAAGUGAAGCGAGCAAGAAAGAACAGAGACGUCGACGUGAACAGCUGUCUGCAACUUCUAAUGGAUGUCACUUCUCAGAUGCUAGAUCCUAAGGCACCGACAGGCCUUGCGACCCGCCUAGCCUUACUGACCAGCCUGAUUUACUGCAGCGACGUAUACAGCGACGCGUCUCAAUGGCGGUGCGGCGCCGCGCAACUAAUAGCCCUGAGCGGGGCCCGGGGUGACAUCACUCAAUACAGUGCGGCCGGUAGAGCCCUACUCGCCGCCAUGCAACGCGCGUUGUGUGUGGAGAGGCAUGAUACGCAGGAACUCCAAACAGUUCACCAGAAGCUGCUAAAGUCUCUGACUUCCCCGUACGCGCCGCUGCGUCAGGCGGCGCUGCAGGGCUGCCUGCUGCAGCUCGGCGGCUCGCGGCGGCUCGUGGGCGCGCCCUCGCCCUACCAGGAGCUCGUCACGCAGCUGGCGCUCCACGUGCGGACACAUCUGCCGCACGACACCAGGUUGUCCCUAUAUGAACAGAGUCUCUACUGGGCCGUACUGUUCACUCUGAUAGAGCUCGGACACCCGGACCUCAUAAAUAUCGCUGUCGACUUCGUGCUAGCCAAGCCUAGGCACUACUGCAUAGAUCUAGUUGUCAAGGGCAUCUCAAACACAAUCCGGCAGCAGGUGUUGCCGAAAGAGCUGAAAAACAACGUGAUAGAGAAAUUGACGGAAAAUAUCAAGAAAUAUUCGGAGAGGCACGCCCUGAUGAUUCUGAUGGUACAUCUGUUCUCAGCUGACAACAAACUGCUAAGCCCAAAACUGACCUCAGACGUGUCCAACAUGGACCCAGACAUCCUAAUGAACUCAAUGGAACGCAUAACCCUCCUCUACAAACUCCUGCGCAAGUCCGAAAUGCCAGAGACCAAGCAAAUAAUAACGAAUGCACUUAAAUACUUCCUGCGAGAAACGCUGCCGCCCGCGGCGACUUUGAGUCGAGUUGUGAUCGAGUUUCUCGAGACUUGCAAGGAGAGCGAGAGGGAGAAGAUGGCGGCGCUUAGUGAGAGAGAGAGGGGGAUAGAAAGUGCGGUGUUGAAUGCUGAAGUUGUUUAUGAGGUAUUCGAGACAUCAGUAACCCAAGACCAGCUGCCAGUCCUCAGCGGCUGGAUUUUCGAGGCGCUUUGCCAUCUCCUCCACGGAAAAAUAUCCCCAAACCUACUCCCCUAUACCUUACUAACACUCCUCGUCUCCGCUUCGUCCGACAAACACAUACGCAAGAUCAUUCCCCUAUGCUACUACAUAUUAAGGCUAGGUUUCCACAGAUGUGCUGACGUGGAAUUUGGGUAUUUUACCGAUUUUGUUAAGUGUAAGGACGGGAUGAGUUUCAGUGAUAGGAGGCUGUUGUGUGUGGUGGCGAAGCAUUCUGGUUUCAGUGAUGGACAGUUGGAAAGGCUGAAGGAACUUUGCAGUAGUUAUGAUUGUUUGAGUGAAGUUAUGAUGUGUUUGGAUGCUUAAGAG
Cydia amplana is the source of this 9370-nucleotide messenger RNA. RefSeq names its product huntingtin-like (gene htt). Gene Ontology annotation, cellular component: cytoplasm; nucleus. NCBI's taxonomy places the organism in Eukaryota, Metazoa, Arthropoda, Insecta, Lepidoptera, Tortricidae. The coding region runs from base 143 to 9367 and encodes 3074 amino acids. The record is from RefSeq and is a predicted model, not a curated record. The transcript has 45 exons.